This is a messenger RNA of Bemisia tabaci, 10569 nucleotides long. The record is from RefSeq and is a predicted model, not a curated record. NCBI's taxonomy places the organism in Eukaryota, Metazoa, Arthropoda, Insecta, Hemiptera, Aleyrodidae.
AAGCUCAGUGCUCGAGUACCUGUACUGGACGGACGUGUGUUAACCGCGCGCGCGCACCGUCUCUCCCAAAGCGCCACUCCGCCACCUUAUUUCUACCGUGUGUGAGUGUUUUCCCGGUGUUUCUACACAUCUACAACGUGCUCGUGUGUGUUAUCAAGUGUUUCGUUCGAAUUCUGUGUCUGUUAGCGAAAACUGCGCAACAGGUCUCUUACCCGACCGACUUAACCCACUGUGAUAAAGUGUUUAGUGUUUGGUGUUUCAGCCUUUGGAUACCAGAUUUCUCACCAGAUUCGGUCGCAAAAUCAGAUAAUCUUGUGCGUGGCCGAGCAACUGCCAAAAUAUAGGCAUAAUUAUGGGGGCCCAACGCAGCGACCGGUGAUCAACGAACUUCAUCAGCGAUCAACGGAUGAGCCAUCGAUGGAGGCAGCCGAUGGAACCUUUCAUUGUUUAUUCGCUCCCUGGGUGAAAUCCCGGUGUUCCCUAAUUCCCUAUUAUUAGUGCCAGUGAAGGUGAUAGCCACCGGUUGGCAUGUGUCGCCCACCUCUUUUUCCGGUUGUGUAUCGAUUGACAUCGAUGAGUGAAGUAUCGAAAAGUCGAUGAUCUGUGUAAAGCAUGAUACGAUGCCCCGUCGCGAUGCGAUUGAGUCGUCUCAUGUUCCCCCCUCGCGUUUCCGCCGCCCCCUGGGCCCUCUGGCCCGUCCCCCUUCUUAUUCUAGUUUAUUUAUCUCAGUUCCUUUCGUCCGUCGAUGCCUCCGAGUUCGUCAAAGGCAAAAUAUGCAUCGGUACGAACGGACGGAUGUCGGUGCCGUCGACGCGGUCGCACCACUACAAGAACCUGCAGGACCGGUACACCAACUGCACUUACGUGGACGGGAACCUGGAGAUCACGUGGCUGGAGGACCAGAACUUGGACCUCAGCUUCCUGGCCAACAUCCGCGAGGUGACCGGCUACGUGCUCAUCUCCCACGUCUCCGUCAAGAAGGUGGCUCUCCCUAAGCUCCAGAUCAUCCGCGGCCGAACCACCUUCAAGGCCCCCGUCCACGAGGACGAGUGGUCCCUCCUCAUCACCCUCACCAAGGUCCUCAAUGUCGAAAUGCCCGCCCUCAGAGAUGUUCUAAAUGGAAGCGUUGGUAUCCUGAACAACUACAACCUGUGCCACAUCAAGUCCAUCAACUGGGAUGAGAUCAUCACAGGUCCAAAUGCCCGCUACACGUAUAUCUACAAUUUCACGAAUCCUGAACGUGAGUGUCCCCCGUGCGACAAGUCCUGUCCAGCUGGCUGCUGGGGUGAAGGCCCACAAAACUGCCAGAAAUUCUCAAAAACCAACUGCAGCCCUCAGUGCUAUCAGGGGCGCUGCUUUGGUCCCAACCCUCGAGACUGCUGCCAUCUAUUCUGCGCUGGAGGCUGCACCGGACCUAAACAAAACGAUUGCUUGGCUUGCCGCAACUUCUACGAUGAUGGUGAAUGUGUCCAAGAAUGUCCUGCGAUGCAAAAGUACAAUUCGAUAACGUAUUCAUGGGAGACUAAUCCGCAUGGGAAGUAUGCGUACGGGGCAACUUGUGUGAAACAGUGUCCCGAACAUUUACUCCGAGACAAUGGCGCCUGUGUCCGGAUCUGUCCCCCAAUGAAAAGAGCUGUAAAUGGAGAAUGUGUUCCAUGUGAAGGUCCGUGUCCAAAAACCUGUGAAGGUGUUCCUGUUGUGCAUGCAGGGAAUAUCGACUCAUUCCAAGAUUGCACCAUUAUUGAAGGUUCCAUUUCAAUUCUAGAGCAGUCUUUCAAAGGGUUCCAGCAAGUGUACUCAAACUUCAGUUUUGGUGAUAGGUAUCCAGAAAUGCACCCUGACAAGCUAGAAGUAUUCAGCACACUCAAAGAAGUCACCGGUUUCAUUAAUAUUCAAGGCUCUAAUCCAAAUUUCACCAAUUUAUCAUAUUUCAGGAAUCUGGAGGUAAUAGGAGGUCGAAUGUUGACUGAGUUAUUCUCUUCACUCUACGUUGUCAAAACAUCGCUGAGAUCUCUAGGCCUACGUUCACUGAAGAAAAUUAACACAGGAAGAGUUACUAUUUUGGAGAACGCUGAGUUAUGUUUUGGAGAGGGCAUUGAUUGGUAUAAAUUCAAGCAAAAGGAGGAACACCCUCCCAUGAUGGAGAACAAUAAAGCCAAAGAAAAGUGUGUACAAGAUGGUUUAGUCUGUGAUGCGCAAUGCUCAAAAGAUGGAUGCUGGGGGCCAGGCCCAGACCAAUGUCUAGCGUGUGCAAACUAUCGUCUUGAAAAUAACACCUGCAUUCAAGAUUGCUCAGUGCUAUCCAAUUUGUUCGAAUAUGACUCCAAGCUGUGCAAAGAAUGUCAUCCAGAAUGUGAAUCAACCUGUCAUGGUCCUGGAGCUGGUAAUUGUACGCGGUGCAAGAACGUAAAAGACGGGCCAUUCUGUGUCCCAGCAUGUCCGAGCAGCAAGUACAGUCGUGAUGGCGAAUGCCUUCCGUGCCACCCGAACUGCAUGGACAGUUGCACUGGCCCAGAGAAUAAUAUUGGUCCCAACGGAUGCCGUUCCUGUGAAAAAGCCAUCACAAAUGCAGAUGUUGUUGUGGAGCGUUGUUUGCAAAAGAACGAAUCUUGCCCUGAUGGCUAUUACUAUGAGUGGGUAGUUGGGCAAGAGCAGGGUCCCUUGAAGCCUCUCGCAGGGAAAGCAAUUUGCCGAAAAUGUCACCCUCGCUGCAAGAAGUGCAUCGGAUAUGGUUUCCAUGUCGAAGUCUGUCAAGAAUGUGUCAACUACAAACGAGGUGAGGUCUGUGAAGAUGAAUGUCCUCCAGACCACUAUGCUGAUGACAAAACGCAUGUAUGUAACGAAUGCUACAAAGAGUGCACUGGCUGUUACGGACCAGGGCCGAGUAAUUGUUUCAACUGCCGCAGCUUGAAAAUUUUCAAGGACGGACGACAUCCUGACUCAAAUGCAACAGCAUUUAAUUGUACAUCUCACUGUCCAUCAGAUAUUCCACACAAGAUUUUCCCAGAAGACAAUGUGAGUGGACCAUACUGCUCCAUUGAACCAAAUGUUUUGAAACAAAAGGAGAAUCCACCGAUAACAGGAUCCACUGCUAUCUUCACCAUCGUUUUACUUGGGAGCUGUUGCAUCAUAGCUGCAUUCAUUUAUGGCGUUAUGAACUGUCGUAAAAACGCAAAGAACGUAGAAGAAGCAGUCAAAAUGACAAUGGUGAUGAGUGGAAUAGAAGACAAUGAACCUCUUAGGCCGUCUAAUGUCAAGCCUAAUUUGGCAAAAUUGAGAAUUAUCAAGGAGGCUGAAAUGAGAAAAGGCGGAAUUUUGGGUUAUGGUGCUUUUGGAACUGUGUAUAAGGGUGUAUGGGUACCUGCUGGUGAAAGUAUGAAAAUUCCAGUUGCAAUCAAAGUCCUCCGUGACACUCCUGGUGUGAACACUAGCUCUGACUUUCUGGAAGAAGCAUACAUCAUGGCCAGUGUUGAGCACCCGAACCUGCUGCAGCUGCUGGCUGUUUGUAUGACAUCGCAACUCAUGCUUGUAACGCAGCUCAUGCCUCUUGGCUGUCUGCUGGACUACGUGCGGAACAACAGAGACAAAAUUGGGUCGAAACCAUUGCUGAAUUGGUGCACGCAGAUCGCACGAGGGAUGGCGUACCUAGAAGAAAAACGCUUAGUGCAUAGAGACUUGGCAGCGAGAAAUGUUCUAGUCCAGACCCCAAAUUGUGUUAAGAUUACAGAUUUUGGGCUGGCCAAAUUGCUCGAUAUCAAUGAAGAUGAGUACAAAGCAGCCGGUGGAAAAAUGCCCAUCAAGUGGCUAGCGCUGGAAUGUAUCCAGCACAGGAUAUUCACUCACAAAAGUGAUGUUUGGGCUUUUGGCGUGACUGUAUGGGAGCUUCUGACCUACGGAGGUCGGCCGUAUGAAAAUGUUCCCGCACGAGAUGUUCCUGAAUUACUAGAGAAAGGUGACCGGUUAAGUCAGCCACGUAUUGCAACAAUUGAAGUGUAUUUGGUCAUGAUCAAGUGCUGGAUGUUGGAUGCUGAGAGCCGGCCAUCAUUCAAAGAUCUGGCAGAUGAUUUUGCCAAGAUGGCGCGAGACCCUGGCCGGUACCUUGUCAUUCAAGGUGAUAAACAUCUGCGGCUACCCUCCUAUUCUUCGCAGGAUGAGAAGGAUGUUAUUCAUCCGACACAAACCGAAGUUGUUGAUGGAGCAACUGAUUCCGAGGAGUAUCUCCAACCAAAAGGAACAAGAGUUGUGCCAGUAAGAGAUAACCCCACACCACAAAACGUUGCAAACUGGGGAGAGCUUCGCAAAUACUCUUCGGAACACCAGCCCUCUAGAUAUUGUACAGACCCUCUUGGUAAAGGAGAGAGCGAUACCAGUGAUGACCUCAUGUCAGUCAAGCGUGAGGCGCAAGUAGGUGACUUAAAAUUAGAACUGCCGUUAGAUGAAGAUGAUUACCUCAUGCCGUCUCCUCAGACGUCACAACCAACGCAGUAUAUGGAUCUAAUUGGAGAUUCAAAACUUCCUAAUGACACAAUAAAACCAGGAAUGACACGAAAUUACAAUCCUGACUUCCUUCCAGGUCCUCAGACGAGCGUAGACAAUCCAGAGUACCAUUUUGUAGCGAAUCAAAUCUCGCAAACGAUAGGAAUACCCCACCCGGUGAUGGGCGCGAACGGCCCUUGUUUGGGGAUCCAACAGAAGUCCUCAGAGGAGGAAUCUGACCACGAGUAUUACAACGACUUUGAUCGGCUCCAAAGAGAACUUCAGCCAUUACGGCGCAACGAAACAACAGUAUGAUUGUCGUAGCCCGGUCACUGACUGGUUUUAUUGUUUAGCCCCAGAUGUGCCACCUUACAGGUUGCGAAAAUAACCCAGUUGUAUAUUUUUCACUGUUCAAGAGACUGAACUGCCAUUCAUCAAGGAGUAGGAACGGAAUGAUAGAGCGAUCAUUUCAUUUAACAGAUAAAAGCUCUUCAUGUAUUUCUUUUUCUGAACAAAAGAGGGUAUUGUGCGGCAAUGAAGUAAAAGCAUACUUGGUUCAAGUGAAAGAAGUACAGCAAUUACUAAUUUUGUUAUUGAAGAGCUGUCUCUUUCAGAGUAAUUAAUGGCUGAUUCUUCCUUUGUAUUUUAUCUAAUGGAUCAGACUGAUUUAACUUUUAAACGUUCUUGUCUUUUUUGUCUUAUGCUACCUCAACAGGACUUGGGAAAGUUUGUUUCAAACAAUGCAGCAGAGACAUUUUCUAAUGUGAAGCCUAUUUUUGAAUCGUUCUAACUUUUAAGUGCAAGGGUCUGUCCUCUUUUCACUUUAAUCAUUGCGUAUAACGCAAAUUGGGCAAUUCCUCCACCAGUUGGCACAUCUGUCAGGGUCAGUCCUUUAGUCUAUUCAUGUUUUUCUUGUGUGUAUAAAUUUUAUAUAAUUGUUGAACAUCUAUGUACAAACCCAAUGUAUGUAAUUAAGAAAAUAAGCGUUACGUGUAAAUAUGUAAAGAGAUCGAUGCAUUGAAUUGACUAUAUUCUAAAACCAUUUAUUGGUAUUUUCAAAAAAUACAAUUUGAAAUCAUGCUACAAAUUCCUACGGAUCAGGAAAUACCCUCGCUAAGUGAGUUCUCCUACUCACAGGCAGUAUACAAGACAUAUUUUUCAGAGACUGAUGCCAUGAGCUUGUGUUUAUUUUGCCUUAUGAAGUGAAUAUUCAAGAUAUUAGCAGGAGAGUGAACUUUUUUGUUAGUUUGUUUACUUGUUGAGUUUUUAAAUUAAUCUUUGAAUCAUAAGUUUUGAUCUUUCACUGAAAAAAUUCAGAGGAUUGAAGUUUUAAUUUGAUUCAAAGGACGUUAAGAUCAUUUCAUCUUGUAGCCUUGGAGAAAUUUUUAAAAGCACAUUUUUUCCUUUUUCAAUACUUGUGGGAGCUUUUUUCUCUCUAUUUUAUACUUUAGCACAAAAGUGCAUGAUAAAUAAUUCCCUCGAUUCAUAUAUUUUCUGCGAGUUUUAAACUGAAUAUCACUAAAUUUUUUAGCUCUCUCUAUCUUUAUAUCUUUCCUAAACUGUAGAUGGUGCAAGACGAUGUUUACUCUUUUUAGAGUAAUUUAUAUUUUUAAUUUGUUGCUGCAAAUUGUAUUGAUUGUCUCCGCCUCAAAUGUUAUGACAAACAAAAAAUCAAUAUCUCCUUUUGGCUGAAUGUUUUAAGCUUUUUUAAGUUUUUUUUAUAGGUAAGUACUUAAUAUGCAAAUGUAAUUAUUGACCUAACGGAUCCUUUACUUGAUUUUUUUUUUAAUUUUUUUUUAUUUUUUUUUUUAAAUUUUUAUUUCAUUUGAGUCAGAUAAAUUGUAUUGCAGUAAAGAACAUAAGCGUUUUGAAAUUUUAGAUGGCCCCAACAAUUAAUUUUGCACCAUCUGCAGUUCAUGAUUAAUCACUUGAAACUUCCAUGUCCAUCGCAAUGACAUAGCUCAGUAAUUAAACAUUUCAUAGGUACUUCCAAUAGCUUAAAGCUAUAGCUGCUUAGUUAUCAAGGAUUUUUAAAAAAUGCUGAAGAAUUAAUCCAAAAUUAUUUGAUGCUGUACAAUCUGCAGCAAUUUCUGAAGCAAUAUUUGCUUUUACAUGACUUAGUGUGGAGAAUCAUUCUCUAAAACUGAAGUUGUCCGUGCACUUACGAUUUAUCAGAUUUAUUGCUGAUAUUUUAGAACUUUACUUUAUCAUCAUUAUCAUUAUCAUUAUCAUUACAAGUUUGUUUUUGUAACUCAGUUUUCAAAGAAUUACAGUUUUAUAAUCAUUCUGUACUUACAUAUAUCAAAAUGUAAUUUUAAUCACAGUGCCUCCUUGAACCACUUUUGACGACCUCAGUUUGAAGAUGACACUUUUAUCAUCAAAGAUAAAAUUUAUUGAUCAUCUAGACUUUCCGUAGAUUUUUUUCCGUUUCUUCGUCCAUGUUUCUAUUAUUUGUAAAUGAAAUCAUUUAACCUUCCAGAACUCAUAGUUCAAUCAAUCUUUAUCUGAUCUCAGUGUAAAUAUUCUCAGUAUUUUUGUUAAUGAUUUUUUGGACACAAACACAUACUUAAUUUGCAAUUUUAUACAUUCCCUUUUUUCAGGCAUAAACUCAUAAAGCAUUUUGUCUGCUAUACUAUUUACUUACACUCAUCGGUGAAUUUAAGCAUGUGUAAUUCUCUGUUUGCGGAGUUUUCCCCCAAUUUUUUUAUUUAGCUGUAAUUUGAGCCAUUUUUUGCAUUGUCUCUGGAGCAUUCCUCCAUAAGAACUGGUUUUUGGAACUUUUUGAAUUGGUAGCAAUUUUUUUUUUAGCAAUUUAUUAUUAUUAUUAUUUAUAUGUAUCUUUAUUACAUAAUUCAAUGAUUUCUUGCAGUGUCAGGUUUUUUCAGUACGUAACUUUAUCUUUGAAUGUUAAUUUCUACUUGGUGCUUAACCCCAAAUGUGCCGAAAACAAUGUGUCAUUGUUCUUUCUAUUCUCGAAUUUUUACAAGUAUCUGAGUCUGAUUUUUUAUUGUUUGACCCUUUUUUAAUUUUUGAAAAGAUAUUAUUCCCCGCUCUACUAGGUUGACAAUGUAAAUGACCUCGGUAUGGACUGGAUAACUACAAAAUUUUGUCUCCGGUGACAUCAAAUUUAAUCUAAGAUUUCAGCUCGUCCUUUAUAUCAAUUUAAUCUGAAUAAUUUUAUAUUCAAUUGUCAUUUUUUAUCAAAAUUCUUCCUAAACACUGGUUAAGAUGAAUCUUCUCUUUAGAAUGCUGCUCAAGAUUUGUCCUGAAUGUGUCUUCCUUGUCUGAAUGAGUUUAAUCGAAGCUGAUCCAUGUUCAAGUAGAAAAAUGUCAUUGAAAGUGGUCUUAAUUGCUCAUCCACCAAGAUGCUUACAAAAACAUGGAAGAUCUCGGCCCCACCCACAAUAUUUAUGUACAAACAAUUGUAUCGAUUUUUCAUCAUUCAUCAUCUCUAAGUAUUGAUUCUACUAAAAUGAAUCUGGAAAUGUGGUUGAAGAGUGUAAUUUUUGAACUAUAAAAUUUCCCCAGUAAGGUACUAAGGUCUAAGUAAAGGUCUAAGUAAAAUAAGGUCUGUUAAAAAUAUGCAAUCGAUUCAUCAGCAGAGAUUCCUCAACUAGUGUAGAAAAUUAUUACCUCUUAUUUAAACAUUAAUGUGCUGAAAUUAACAAAUCGAAGACUUCAAAACAUGAAUGGCAAAAAAUGUUGUUUUCAAGCUCUCGUAUUUUUUGUAUCAGAUCGUAUUGUUUAUUAAACCAGUUUUUACUUUUCUCCAACUAAGUAUGAUUGGUAUUUUUUUAAUAAUUUACCGGUAUCCAUCUCCAAGUAAGUGUUGAUUUCAAGUGGUGGGUAUUCAUUUCUGAUAUUUUUACUUCGAACUAUAGUGUUCAACGCAGAAGAUUUAGUCAAAUAAGUAAAUAUUGUAGAUAUUGUUGUGCCUUUUGUUGAAUUUGCUGUAUUUUAUAAUUAUUUAAGUAAAUAUUGUAUGUAAAUCGUUUUGGGUAUCCUUUUAUUUAUAUAAGUAUUUAUAAAGAGAAUAGCUCCACAGCGUGAAUCAGACUUGAAACUUUACUUUGUUUUGUCCACAAAGCCUCUGUGGUGACUGAAUAUUUUUAAACAUUACGAGGGUAUCUUCCUUUUUCCAGAGUCAAAUCUAUUUCCCUCAAUGCAUCAGCAAUGGUUGUAAAAUUCCCGCAAUUGCCUCUCUAGCUAAUCUCUGUGUGUCCUAACUCCAAAUGAAUUUCUUGUGUCGAGUUUAGCAGCAGAGAUAGCUUUGUGAGUUUGAAACUCCCAAACUCUAUUGUAAAUUUGUAAACAUUCUUUCAUACAGAAUUUAAUAAUUUUGUACCUAAUUCUAAGUUAAGUACUUUGACUUGUAGACUGUGAUAAUGAUCUAGCAACUUUAUGCUGCAUGUAUAAUCUUAAGUUGUAUCUAUCUCUUUCCGAAGGGACCCUGAAUUGUUAUUAAUUCCCCCUUUUUUCCCUUAAUUUUCUUUUCUUUAUUUGCUGCUACCACCGGUAUAGGAUUGAAAAUCACCCUUUCUAAGUCUUAUUUCCCCACAAAUUCAACUAGUUGUUGCUAGUUAAUGCUUAAUAUUGUUUAUCCCUGGAAGUCUUUCUUUACGAGUUUCCUUUUCCAAAUUUUUUGAAAUCACCAAGUAAAUAGGAAAAAGUUUGAAUGUAGAUUUUAAAGCUUUAUAUUAACAUUUAAAGUGACAAAUUGGUAAAUUUGAAGGAAGAAACAGAUGAAGUCAUCAAUUUUCAAGUUUUGUAUUCAAGUGAUCCAAUCAUUUAUUUUUUGAAGGACCCAAGCACCAGAAACUGAUGAGCUGUGAAAGUUGUCGAAGAUUGGAAUUUUCAUGGUUCAAGAGCAUCUGAUACUUGAGGAGUUCCCAGGCGUUUUAAAAUUCCAUACAAAAUGUUGAUAAUAUUUGGCAUUGGAGUUGAUCUCUCAGUGUUUCGUCAUCUGAUACAAGAAAUUUGAAGGAAAUCUCGGAUCAAGGAAUAUCCUAAUUCUAAUCUCUUUUACUGAUGAAUUUUAUUUUAUCACUCAUGUAUUUUUUGACACCAGUGAACAGGAAUAUUUUCUCCAUACAUAUUAUUUCCAAAUUUUUUAAAUUUAUGCAACAUUAUAUGAGAAAAUGACUUGUAAUCUUUUGGAGUGCUCAAUAGAAAAAAAAGAAAACCACUGAAAUAUAUAUCAAUAAAAGAGCAAGAUCUGUUGUCUGUAGCAGUUCAGGUACGGAAAAUUUUGAUGGUGCAUAGUGUGUCUCCCAUGUUUUUAAAUAAAGUGAAAUAUUUUAUAUUUGAAUGCAAGAAAAUUUCAUGUGCAAUCGGUGAUUUUCAGAAUAUUACGGUAGUAGUUUGUGAUUGUAAUUGACGUUUCUUAUUCCUAAUUAUAAUUCCAAGGCCAUACUUCUGUUAGAUUAUUAUUGUUGAUUGAUUUUGUACAAAAAAUAAGAGAAGUGUUCAAAAUUGCAUCGUUGCUGAAGUGCAGUUUCUAAAUAAUUUAGAAUCGUAGUAAAUCUACUUCUAAAAAUUUUCUUUAGAUUUUUCUAAAACCAAUCCUCUUUAGACUUUUCCAUUUAUCAGCAAUAUUAUUUUGAACUAAGCAUGUCUUUAAGCAAGGGAAAUUUUUCAUCCCAAUCUUUGUUUUCAACUUGAUUGAUCAAAUAGUCUGAUCAGCUGAAGCUUUUCUUUCUGUUCAGAGCCAUAGGCUGUGCUGAAGACUUUAAGAUAGAGCUAUAUUGAUAGUCUAGCUUUUAACUUAAUGGCCUACAGUUAAUUGUGAAAGAAUAACUUUGUCCAAGAAGCCAUUAAAGUAAAAGAGAGAAUUUGAAUACAGCCACUUCUUUUUAUCAACCCCUCUUAAAUGCAUUUCUGUAUUUUUAGAUUUUAAUACAUACUACUGAAUAUUUUAGGAAAACGAACAUUAACAAGUAACUCCUAAUCAUUGUAGAAUUUUGAGCACUCACUCACUCAAAUUAUUAUUUUUAUUUUUUUUAUCUUCGUUUUAGCUAAUUUUUAAUCAAAAUGUUUAUAUAUUUUAUUACAAAUGACUGGCCAAUAAAUCUUGUAAACUUGUACAUGGAUAAA